Camellia sinensis is the source of this 942-nucleotide messenger RNA. Its product is annotated as putative germin-like protein 2-1. Lineage: Eukaryota; Viridiplantae; Streptophyta; Magnoliopsida; Ericales; Theaceae. The record is from RefSeq and is a predicted model, not a curated record. Gene Ontology annotation, molecular function: manganese ion binding.
UUCAUUCAUUUUUUUUUAUCUUAAUCUUGUUCUUGAUUUCUUCAAAAUAUAUAUUUAUUAAAAGCUAAGUUUGUUUUGAAAAUGGAAAAACAUACGGUUUUGUUGAGUUUGGUGGCUGUUCUUAGUUUCUGCUGUAUUGCCUUUGCAUAUGAGCCUGCACCCCUUCAGGAUUUCUGUGUUGCAGAUCUUAACAGCCCGGUGACAGUGAACGGCUUUUCUUGCAAGAAUCCCAUGAUGGUUCAAGCCAAUGAUUUCCUCUUUAGAGGUUUCAACAUUCCAGGGAACACGUCAAACCCUGUAAGGUCUAAAGUCUCCCCAGUAACAGCAGCUCAACUACCAGGACUCAACACAUUUGGCAUUGCAAUGGCACGGGUCGACUAUCUUCCAGGGGGCGUCAAUCCUCCCCACUACCACCCUAGAGCUUCUGAGAUCUUCACCCUUAUAGAAGGCUCUCUCCUUGUUGGUUUCGUUACUACAAAUCCUGAGAAUCGCCUUAUCAGCAAGGUUCUUCAAAAGGGUGAUGUUUUUGUCUUUCCAAAGGGACUUAUUCACUUCCAGCUGAAUUUGGGGAAUGAAAAAGCACUAGGAAUUUCUGCAUUGAGCAGCCAAAACCCAGGAAUCAUGACCGUAGCAAAUGCAGUUUUUGGCUCGAAUCCACUGAUUUCUAGUGAAGUUCUCACCAAGGCAUUCCAAACGGACAAAAAAGUAAUUGAUCAAAUUCUGUCAAAAUUCUAAAGGAGCAACAAAAAUCAAAGGAUGUCUAAGCCAGCUUACGCGUACCUGUGUGUUGAUACAAUAGUUUAUGUACAAUAAGAAAAUUGAAGCAAAUCAAACGAAUAAAAUAUAAUUUACUUAUAGAAUUUAUUUACUGAAAAUAGAUUAGACCUUCGAUGAUUAAGUCGAGCGCGUGACAUUCUAUCCAUAAGACAGAUUCACCGCCAC